This is a messenger RNA of Nycticebus coucang (slow loris), 924 nucleotides long. RefSeq names its product olfactory receptor 1A1-like. The coding region runs from base 1 to 924 and encodes 307 amino acids. The record is from RefSeq and is a predicted model, not a curated record. Lineage: Eukaryota; Metazoa; Chordata; Mammalia; Primates; Lorisidae. The transcript has a single exon. Gene Ontology annotation, cellular component: membrane. Gene Ontology annotation, molecular function: olfactory receptor activity; G protein-coupled receptor activity. Gene Ontology annotation, biological process: G protein-coupled receptor signaling pathway.
AUGAGAGAAGUAAAUCAGUCAUCCACCCUGCAGUUCAUCCUUCUAGGAGUUAAUGGUCAACAGGAACAAGAUUUCUUCUUCAUCCUCUUCUUAUUCAUUUACCCCAUUACAUUGAUUGGAAACCUGCUCAUCAUCUUGGCCAUUCAUUCUGACAUUCGCCUUCACAACCCCAUGUAUUUUUUCCUUGCCAAUCUUUCUUUGGUUGACAUCUUUUUCUCAUCUGUAAGCAUUCCUAAGAUGAUAGCCAGCCACCUCUUGGACAGCAAAAUCAUCUCCUUUGGGGGAUGCCUGACACAGAUGUAUUUCAUGCUUGCCCUGGCUAAUACAGACAGCUAUAUCUUGGCUGUGAUGGCAUAUGAUCGUGCUGUGGCCAUCAGCCGUCCACUUCACUACACAACAAUUGUGAGUCCAAAGUCUUGUGUUCUGCUAGUUAUUGGAUCUUGGAUGGUUGGAAAUGCCAAUUCUCUCCCCCACACUCUGCUCACAGCCAGUCUAUCCUUCUGUGGCAACAAGGAAGUGGCCAACUUCUACUGUGACAUUGCCUCUUUGCUCAAGCUGUCCUGUUCUGACAUCCACUUUAAUGUGAAGAUGAUGUACCUAGGGGUGGGGGUUUUCUCAAUGCCAUUAUUAUGCAUCAUUAUCUCUUAUACUUGGGUUUUUUCCACAGUCUUGAGGGUUCCAUCCACUAAGGGUGUGCUGAAAGCCUUCUCCACUUGUAGUUCUCACCUCACAGUUGUUUUGUUGUAUUAUGGGACAGUCAUGGGCACAUAUUUGCGCCCUCUGACUAGGUAUGAACUAAAGGAUGCAGUGAUAACUGUGAUGUACAUCGCAAUGACCCCAAUGUUAAAUCCUUUCAUCUAUAGUCUGAGAAACCGAGAUAUGAAGGGUGCUUUGCAGAAACUCUUCAGCAAGAAAAUCUCCUAA